AUGGAGAAAGUAUUCAGGGUUGUUGACCACCUACCUGGGGGGCUCCCACUCGCACACCUACCACCGGAUGUUAACCCGGAGACUGUCGCACUGGAAUAUAUCACUUGCCUACAAUCACUGAAAGCAGACGAUUUCACUGAGGAUGCCCUCUGGCGCGACACAUUUGCUUUCACGGGUACCGUGAGGACGUUCCAUACGCCAGCCAACAUCGAAACUGCCUGGAACGAUGUCGCGCAAACUCACAAACCCAGCGACUUUGCAUUGAUCCCAGGAUCCGCUCGUAUUAUGCACCUUAGCGCGCGAUCGUCCUGGGUUGAAGCGAGAUUUACGUUUAAAACGAAUGGAACACCGCAGGAAAACGGUUCUGGCUUUAUAUCUAUCAUACCGGGAAACAGUGGAAGGUGGAAGAUCUGGUUGUUGAGAACGAUCUUAGAAGGUAUUGAUGGGCUGCCAGACGUGGAUGUGUUGAAACCAGUUGAGUCGGUGCCGAACGGGCAUCUGAAUGGAGUUGAAGAGCCCACAGAUUAUGAAUGCGUGAUUGUGGGAGCUGGCCAGGCAGGUCUUGCUCUCGGAGGGCGCCUCAAGGCGCUGGGGGUGCGAUAUCUGAUUGUUGAUAAAAACGCUACUAUUGGAGAUAAUUGGCUGCUGAGAUAUGAGUCUGCGAAAUCACACCUUCCAUUUGAGCGCACAUUUACUCCAGACUGGAGAGAAUUCCUGACCAAACGUGAUGUUGCCAAGGGCUUUACAUCAUGGUUCAACAAAUAUGGAAUCAAUGCCUGGUUUUCUACUAGCUUUGAAUCCGGCAAGUGGGAUGAUAGUAGAAAGGAAUGGACUAUUCGUGUUAUUCGGGAGCAAAAGGAGAUUAUGCUCACGACGAAACACUUUGUCUUUGCUAUCGGAGGAGGCGGCCAGAUUCCUAAGAUGCCCACGUUUCCAGGUCGAGAGAAAUUCAAAGGAGUGGUUUUACACUCGGUCGAUUAUAGAGAUUCCAAGGACUGGGCGGGAAAGAGAGGCGUCGUGGUUGGCGCUGCAAAUACAGAUGUUAUUCCUACCGAUUUCUACUUGAAGGUCACUGGAGCGGUUUUUAACGAUCAGAUACCCAUUGAGAUUGCGGACCGAAUACAAUUCAGCAACCCCAUUGCUGUUGGUCGGCAAAUGGUCGCAUUCCAUCUGCAUAAAUUAAUACGAGCAAAUGCGGAGCGAUUCGAUUCUCUAGAGCGGGCUGGUUUCCUCUUAGACAGAUUUGGUGAUAUCACCUACCACGUCAGUGAGCGCAAUGGCGGGCAUUACAUGGAUGUUGGUGGAUCGGCGAAGAUAUCCAAAGGAUUGAUCAAAAUGAAAUCCGAUGCCGUUAUCACUGAGUACACAGAGAACGGACUCCUGUUCUCUGAUGGGUCAGAGCUCAAGGCGGAUGUAAUCGUCUUCACAACCGGAUUUGUCGGAACGAUUCGCGACGAUGUUGCAAAAUACUUAGGACAGGAUGUUGCCAGUCAAGUUGAAGAAUACUGGGGUUUGGACCAAGAGGGAGAAAUUCGCGGAGCUUAUAAGCCUACCGGGCAUCCCGCCCUAUGGUACAUGGGCGGCACACUUGGCCAUACUCGAUUCUUCUCACGGUUUGUAGGACUGCAGAUCAAGGCUGCGCUUGACGGAACUGCACUGCCGAUUUAUAAAAAGAUUCCAGGGCAACCUAACCUCACAGCUCGACCACUGGGCGAGAUAACGAGACUGUUAGCCAAUGACGAGAUUAACGGGACGAAAUGA
Uncinocarpus reesii 1704 is the source of this 1761-nucleotide messenger RNA. RefSeq lists its product as uncharacterized. Gene Ontology annotation, molecular function: NADP binding; N,N-dimethylaniline monooxygenase activity; flavin adenine dinucleotide binding. The transcript has 8 exons. The record is from RefSeq and is a predicted model, not a curated record. The coding region runs from base 1 to 1761 and encodes 586 amino acids. Lineage: Eukaryota; Fungi; Ascomycota; Eurotiomycetes; Onygenales; Onygenaceae.